GUCUCGCUUUGUGAAACACUACGGACGCAAGACUGUUGCUGAGUGAGAGAGAAGUGUGAACGAGUUCAGAAACAAUCCCAUCGCUAAGAGGCAGACAGUAAGUUCUCUGAGUUUUGGGGAUGCACUUUAUGAAUGUAGAAAAAGCAAAAGCUGCUGUUUACUGGAACAUCUCAAUGGAUAUGAAACAGGACACCUGUGAUGUGGAUGCAAAUAUCAUGGAGAAAACUGUAAAUAUUAAGGAGGACGACUGUGAGUGGGAGUCCAUCUACCUUAAACAGGAAAGUCUGAGCAUUAAGGAGGAGGACAGUGAACUGCAGCAAGUGAGCAUUAAAGAAGAACCUGAAGAGAAGUCUGUCAGUAUUGAAAAACAUAACCAUACAAAUCUGGACAGUGUAAAAGAAGACAACCUUCAAGAUGGAGUGGUGACCAGGUUAGACUCUUCUUAUAGCAGACACUGUUCAUCUCCAGAGCCUUCUAUCAAUGUGAAGUCUGAAUCAUUAGAGUCUGAACCAAAGAGGGCUGUGGAAACUACAUCUGUUAGAGCUCAGAAAAAUAAGCAACCAUCUUCAAAGAAAUCUGGAAAAAGAAUGAAAGAUCACUGCAGUGUGGAAUGUGGCAGAGAAUUCUAUAACAGGAGUGCUCUUCAGAAACACAAGAGAGUUCACACCAGAGAGAAGACAUAUUGCUGUACUGAAUGUGGUAAACAGUUUUCACAAAAAGGCCAUCUUCAGAUACACACGAGAGUUCACACCAGAGAGAAGCCAUAUUGCUGUAAUGAAUGUGGUAAACAGUUUUCACAAAAAGGCGCUCUUCAGACUCACACAAGAGUUCACACUGGAGAGAAGCCGUAUUGCUGUAAUGAAUGUGGUAAACAGUUUUCACAAAAAGGACUUCUUCAGACUCACACAAGAGUUCACACUGGAGAGAAGCCGUAUUACUGUAAUCAAUGUGGAAAGCAGUUUUCACAAAAAGGCUUUCUUCAGAUGCACACAAGAGUUCACACCGGAGAGAAGCCAUAUUACUGUAAUGAAUGUGGUAAACAGUUUUCACAAAAAGGCCAUCUUCAGAUACACAUGAGAGUUCACACCGGAGAGAAGCCAUAUUGCUGUAAUGAAUGCGGUAAACAGUUUUCACAUAAAGGCUAUCUUCAGAUACACGCUAGAGUUCACACCGGAGAGAAGCCAUAUUGCUGUAAUAAAUGUGGUAAACAGUUUUCACAGAUAGUCAGUCUACAGAGACACACAAGAGUUCACAACAGAAUAAAAUCAGUAGCAGUUCAAAAACCAGUCUAGAAAAACAAGAACCCUUCAGGACUCAAGAGUGAGGUUCAGUCGUGUCUUGAAAAGUAAGCAAACUAAACUAUUGUUAAGAAAUGAAUCUCAAAGAGAAAAACCAUAUUGCUGUUUGGAAUGUGGCAAACAAAUCUGUCAGAGCAGUACACUUCAGAGACGCACCAGAAUUCCCACAGGAGAGAAGUACAACUGAGCUGUCCUGACUAAAGAGUGAGGUUCACUCCUGCCUGGACAGUAA
Molecule: messenger RNA, 1530 nt
Organism: Erpetoichthys calabaricus (reedfish)
Lineage: Eukaryota; Metazoa; Chordata; Cladistia; Polypteriformes; Polypteridae
Product: zinc finger protein 239-like
Exons: 4
Coding region: 120-1292 (390 amino acids)
Biological process (GO): regulation of transcription by RNA polymerase II
Cellular component (GO): PcG protein complex; transcription regulator complex
Molecular function (GO): DNA-binding transcription factor activity, RNA polymerase II-specific; RNA polymerase II cis-regulatory region sequence-specific DNA binding
Source: RefSeq, a predicted model, not a curated record